Pecten maximus is the source of this 2041-nucleotide messenger RNA. Its product is annotated as AP-4 complex subunit beta-1-like. The transcript is spliced from 3 exons. The coding region runs from base 223 to 1845 and encodes 540 amino acids. Gene Ontology annotation, cellular component: membrane coat. Gene Ontology annotation, biological process: intracellular protein transport; vesicle-mediated transport. Gene Ontology annotation, molecular function: clathrin binding. The record is from RefSeq and is a predicted model, not a curated record. Lineage: Eukaryota; Metazoa; Mollusca; Bivalvia; Pectinida; Pectinidae.
GACGUUGAAAGGCCUCUGGGAUCUUUAAUCGGGCUGUCAAUGGGGAACAGAAAGUAGGGUACUGUUCAGCGUACGUGUUCUUUAAAUGGAUGACUGGCCUGAGUAAAACCUGACACCUGUAGAUGACCUUUGACCUACUUUACAGGAUGGCUGACCUACUUUACAGGAUGACUGCUUGGCCGGAGUGAGGCCUGGCACCAGCAGACGACUUCUUAGUCCCAGAUGGAAAGUAUUCCUGUGGUGAACCUGACGUCACUGAGAUCCAGCCUUUCCACCCUCUCACUACAAAGUGAUGCCCAAACUUGCAGGAUAGCUCUAGCCAAGGUUCUUGCUGCAAAAACAAAUGGCAUGGAUUUGACGGACAUGGUUCCCAAGAUAUUGAAGCUUUUAGCUCAUCCCGACCUCAUAGCAAAGAAGAUUGUAUAUUCUAUCUUAACUGAAUAUGCACACAAGCAGCCUGACAUUGCAUUACUCGCGGUCAACACCCUGACACAUGAAUGUUCUCAUGGCAAUCCAAUGGUUCGCGGCUUGGCUUUGAAAACUGUGUGUUCAUUGAACCAUGAAAACUUUUUCGAGUUUGGUCAGAGUGCCAUUAAUUCAGCCUUGCGGGACAGUAGUUCAUAUGUGCGGCGGGUAGCAGUGAACUGUUGUGGAAAGCUGCAUUAUAGAUCUCCAAAUAUCUGUCAGGAAAGUGGAUUGACGGACAAGCUGUACCACAUCAUCCGCGACCCAGAUCCUAUUGUAGCAGUCAAUGCCAUCAUGACCUUGGAGGAAAUUUUGAAGGACGAAGGAGGAAUGGUUGUAAACAAAAACAUUGCCCAUUAUAUGCUGAAUAAACUUGAGAGCCUGACCCCGUGGGGACAGAUAUACACAAUGAAUGUCUUAGUUAGAUACACACCUAAGUCUGAAGACGAAACCUUUGACAUUCUGAAUAUGUUAGAUAAGUACUUGACUCAUAACAGUUGUAGUGUGUCUCUAGCUUGUUUGAAAUUGUUCAGUCGUCUAAUCAAAGAUCUUCCACAUUUAAGAGAGGAAGUUUUAAAAAGAAGUCUAACAGGAAUUUGCUCUGUCUUAACAUCAGGAAACCAUGAACUUAUAUAUUGUGUCGUUGAAAUUUUAGAAGAGUUUUUGGAGAAUGCAGGUGGCGUCGUUUCCUCUCAGUAUAAAAACCUAUUCUGUAAAUACAAAGAGCCUGGGUAUCUGAAACAAAAGAAAAUAAACCUGUUGCCGUCACUUGUUACUGAGGAUAAUGGGAGCGAGAUUUUAGAUGAACUCUGUCUUUAUACCACCGAUUCCUCCAAGGCUGUUUCGCUGAGUGCUAUCACCGCUAUGGGAGCUGUCAUCAUGGUCCAGCCCUCCACCGCCAAGCACUGUUUUACCAAGUUCAAGCAUCUUAUUGAGACAGAUGUAGGAUACAUUCUAUCCAACACCCUACAAGUCUUACAACGUAUAGACAUGCUCCAAGUGGAAGCUUUCACUGAACUUGUCGAUCUGAUAACCACCAAAAUGGAUCUGCUACAAGACGAUGCCGGUAGAUGUGCCUUCCUGGCAAUACUUGGUCGCUACGGAGACAAACUUGCGGAGAGUCCGUAUAUCUUGGAGGAUUUCCUGGAAAUGUUUGGGGAAGACAACAUAAUGAGCCCUGUUGUACAGUUACAUGUGUUGACUACCUCGGUACAGAUGUUUUUCCAUCACCCCGGGGUCUGUCAGGGAAUGCUGGGCGGGGUUCUUGAGGCUGGUGUGGCAUCUCUGGACAAGGCCGUACAGGACCAAGCGAUAUUUUACUAUACAUUGAUGGCUACAGACGUUAACACUGCAAAAGAAAUCCUUAUGGGAAUGUUGUAACCACUUUCAAUGAAACUUUCAGAGCGACAAUGUCCUUUUACAUGUGAUGACAACUGCUGAGGAUCAAUUUUCACAGUGACGUACCUCAUACCACUGACAAUAUCUCGUUGAAUAAGUCGGCGACAACAUUAGUUGUAUCGUCAACAUUUGACCAGAUUUGUAGCUGGUGAUUACAGCCAAUAUUUAACCAGAAAAA